CUGACCUCCAGCUGCACCCAGCGCGUGAUUGUGUUCAAGAUGAGUGAGCGGAGCAGUGUCCUGGAGCGCUUCAAGAGAAGACUGGAGCGACUGAGAGCUCAUCAUAAUCGAUGCGCAGCCUUUACAGUGCAGUCAAAAGAUAUGGAAGAUGAGGAGCCACAGAGUGAUUCCUUUGAAUCUGAAGUAUCCAGCUGUUCUGGAUUAGAUCCAGAUUACAAUCCAGAUUCCAAGAUUGCAUCAUCAUGCAGUGAAGAUUUGAGUCCAGUCAAAGAUGCAUCAUAUAAGAGUCUGUCCAGUGAAGAGGAACUUGAAGGACCAGACAGAAGUCUGAGUGAUGAAGAUCAGAUAAGAGGUAAAUGCACCAUUAAAGAACAAAACAAACCCAUAACUUAUGUGAAAAGACACAAGAAACACCACAAGAAAACCAAAGCAAAUAAAGACAAAUCAGCUGUGACUCUAAAAACGUGUACUAAAAGGGAAGACCGUAAACGAGCAUGGGACAAAAAACAUUAUUGCCUUUAUUGUAGCCAGGCACACUCAAAGAUUUCAAGGCAUUUGGAGAGAAAGCAUAUAGAAGUCAAAGAUGUGGCAUAUGCCUUCAGCUUUCCAUUAAGAUCGAAAGAAAGAAAGACACUUCUGGAACAGCUGCGCAAUAAAGGAGACUUUAAACAUAAUGCAGAAGUUCUGGAGAAAGGCAGAGGACAAAUAGUUACAUGGAAGCAGCCCUCUGAAAAAGCUUCUGUAAAGGAUUACUUGCCUUGCCCAUAUUGUUUCGGUAUGUUCAGGAAAAAGGACCUGUGGAGACAUCAGUCCUCAUGCAAAACCAAGAAGUCAUGCGUGAAAAGUGAGACAAAAAGUACACGAGGGAGAGUACAGAGUCGUGCUGCAUGCCUGCUUCCAAUAUCAGCCUCCUCCGAUGGAUGUCAGUCGAUCAUCAACAACAUGCGACAGGACGAUGUGUCAUUUCACAUCAGAAGGGAUUCUCUGAUUUGCAAGUAUGGUGAAUCGUUAUAUGCAAAACAUGGCCGCGUGAAGUCGAGGCACCAGUACAUUGCUCAAAGAAUGCGGGAGCUUGGCCGGUUCAUGUUAGUUGCUAAAGAUAUGGACAAGACUGUCAACGCUCUAGAAGAUUUGUGUGUACCAUCCAGAUUUCAGCUCGUUGUCAAUAUUGCCAAGCGUCUUACACAGUUCAGUCCAGGCAAAAAUGAAUAUGGAAAGCCUUCAACAGCAGUCAAAAUUGGAUUCUGCCUUAAAGGGGCUGUGGAGGUCAUGAUUGGACAGGCUCUUAUGAAUGACGAUGAUCUGGCAGAGAAGAAAGCAAAAAAAUUCUAUGAACUCUUGGAAAAAAACUGGAGGAACAGUGUUUCUAUCUCCGCUCACCAAACCAUACAAGAAAACAAAUGGAAUAAAGAAGAUGACAUCCCCCUCACCAAAAAUGUGAUUGCUCUGAGAGACCAUCUCAGGCUGGUGGAAGACAAAGCAAGAGAGGAACUGACUCCACAAAUGAGUUUAAGAGCAUACAAGGCAUUAAACGAGACUGUUCUGGCACAGAAAAGGAGCUGA
This is a messenger RNA of Carassius carassius (crucian carp), 1563 nucleotides long. RefSeq lists its product as uncharacterized. The record is from RefSeq and is a predicted model, not a curated record. The transcript has 3 exons. The coding region runs from base 40 to 1563 and encodes 507 amino acids. NCBI's taxonomy places the organism in Eukaryota, Metazoa, Chordata, Actinopteri, Cypriniformes, Cyprinidae.